Molecule: messenger RNA, 784 nt
Organism: Notechis scutatus (mainland tiger snake)
Lineage: Eukaryota; Metazoa; Chordata; Lepidosauria; Squamata; Elapidae
Source: RefSeq, a predicted model, not a curated record
CUCUUCAUUACCCUCUCCUCUCCCCUCCUCUCUCUCUUCUUCUCUCCCUUCCCCAACACCUUGGAUUGGACCCGGAAGCCGCCCCAAGACCCUUGCUCCCCAUUCUGUGUCCCGCGUCACAUCUUCGGCCCUUCUUUUUCUGGCCCUCAGGACAAGCAGGCGGACCUGCGCAUCCACGGCUACGUGGACGAGGUCAUCACGAAGCUCAUGAAGCUCCUCGGGCUGGAGAUCCCGGAGUGGACGGGGCCUCUGGUGGUGGAGAGCGCGGAGCCGCAGGAGCCCAAACCCCUCGCCAAGGCUGGCACGGACUUGCCGUUCCUGAGCAAGGAGGAGCCGCCGCCCUGCUGGAACGGCGUGCGGGAAGCCCUGGGACACGCGGCGGGGCUGAAACAGGAACCCUGCCUGCUGGAUGGCGGCUCGGUCCCAGUGAAGCGGCCGAAGCUGGAGCCGCUGCCCACUUGACGGGCGCCGUCCCCGCGUGGCUGCUGCCCGGGAUCCCUCCGAAAACCAGCGUUGGCCUUGGGCGUUUCUACCUGACUUUUUUUUUUUUUUUUUUUGGAGAAUGGUCUUCCUCCGGGUUCUGUGUGCGAUUUUCGUCUUUCCCUGAAAUGUCGAAGCCCAGAUUUUCUGUCUCUGGAAGAAGGCUAGUCAGUUAGCCGCCUUUCCAUGGGACAGGCCAGGAAACAAGGCUUGUGCCCUCUUUUUAUGCCUCUUGGGUGCUAUUGAGGGACGGGGGUCCCUUCCCUUCUCCAUCUUCCUCCCCUCCUCUUCUCUUCCCUCUCUC